This is a messenger RNA of Megalops cyprinoides (Indo-Pacific tarpon), 2087 nucleotides long. Its product is annotated as histone-binding protein RBBP4. The transcript is spliced from 12 exons. Lineage: Eukaryota; Metazoa; Chordata; Actinopteri; Elopiformes; Megalopidae. Gene Ontology annotation, molecular function: histone binding. Gene Ontology annotation, cellular component: nucleus; ESC/E(Z) complex; NuRD complex. The coding region runs from base 124 to 1398 and encodes 424 amino acids. Gene Ontology annotation, biological process: regulation of gene expression. The record is from RefSeq and is a predicted model, not a curated record.
AGACGGUUCCUGUCGGAGUUGGCGCGAACGUGUCUCGCUAGUGUUAGCUUGGACAAAGAGCCCUGUGCUUAUUUUUAAUUUAAGGAGUCCCUCAGACCGGGUCUUACUAUCAACACUGCCGUCAUGGCUGAUAAAGAAGCAGCGUUCGAUGAUGCGGUGGAGGAAAGGGUGAUAAACGAAGAGUAUAAGAUAUGGAAGAAGAACACCCCCUUCCUGUACGACCUGGUGAUGACCCAUGCGCUGGAGUGGCCCAGUCUCACGGCACAGUGGCUGCCUGAUGUCACCAGGCCUGAGGGGAAGGAUUUCAGCGUGCACCGGCUCGUCCUCGGCACACACACCUCAGACGAGCAGAACCACCUGGUCAUUGCCAGCGUGCAGCUGCCCAAUGAUGACGCCCAGUUCGACGCCUCGCACUACGACAGCGAGAAAGGAGAGUUUGGUGGCUUUGGCUCUGUGAGCGGUAAGAUCGAGAUCGAGAUAAAGAUUAACCACGAGGGGGAGGUGAACCGUGCCCGCUACAUGCCCCAGAACCCCUGCAUCAUUGCCACCAAGACCCCCACCAGCGACGUACUGGUCUUCGAUUAUACCAAACAUCCCUCCAAACCAGAUCCCUCUGGAGAGUGCACCCCAGACCUGCGUUUGAGGGGACACCAGAAAGAGGGAUACGGCCUGUCCUGGAACCCCAAUCUGAGCGGCUGCCUCCUCAGUGCCUCUGAUGAUCACACAAUCUGCCUGUGGGACAUCAGCACCGUGCCGAAGGAGGGCAAGGUCGUUGACGCCAAGACCAUCUUCACAGGCCACACAGCUGUGGUGGAGGACGUGUCCUGGCACCUGCUGCAUGAGUCCCUGUUUGGAUCUGUGGCCGACGACCAGAAGCUCAUGAUUUGGGACACUCGCUCCAACAACACCUCGAAACCCAGCCAUGCAGUGGAUGCCCACACGGCCGAGGUCAACUGCCUGUCCUUCAACCCCUACAGCGAGUUCAUCCUGGCCACUGGGUCAGCUGACAAGACCGUGGCCCUCUGGGACCUGCGGAACCUGAAACUGAAGCUUCACUCCUUUGAGUCUCACAAAGACGAGAUCUUCCAGGUACAGUGGUCGCCUCAUAACGAAACCAUCCUGGCGUCCAGUGGGACAGACAGACGGCUCAACGUGUGGGACCUCAGCAAAAUAGGAGAGGAGCAGUCCCCUGAAGAUGCUGAGGAUGGGCCUCCAGAGCUUCUGUUCAUCCACGGCGGCCACACAGCCAAGAUCUCAGACUUCUCCUGGAACCCCAACGAGCCGUGGGUCAUCUGCUCUGUGUCCGAGGACAACAUCAUGCAAGUGUGGCAAAUGGCAGAGAAUAUCUACAAUGAUGAGGACCCCGAGGGAGCAGCAGACACUGAGGUUCAGGGCUGAGAGAAUUGCGCCAACUCCCUUGCCUAGCUCCUUUUUUCUCCCCACGACCACACCCUUCCAGAGCUCCAGACAUGCUGGCAGCCAAAGCUGAUUAUUCCCACUGUCAGAACUGCCAGGGCAAGCUCCUUCACUACAGACAAACACACACUGAUUACCAUGGUAGUUAUCAAAAGCAAAGGUGUAUUUUAAAAUGGAUGAAAUAAGAAAUGCAUUUUUAAUUUUUCAAUGAAUAGACAGCUUAACAAUCCCUUUUCCCCUCCCACUUCAAGAUAAGGUGUAAGCCCUCAUAAAAGUGUCAUAUAAAUAUAUUUUUAUAAACCACAAUGUUAGGAUUACCUGCAGUGUAUUAUUGCAGUUCCAAAGCUGCAGCCUGUAGUGAUCCAUGGUAAAAUUGACAGGAUUUUUUUCUCUCAUGAAGUUUAUUGAAAAAUGUCCAAUGGUUAGUUCUGUUACUGAAGGUUAUACCUCAGGUUGCUUAUGUAAGUUUUGUCAGAAGAGCCAUUUUUGCUGGGAAGGGUCCUAGUAAUAGCUCCGUCUGCGGGGUUUUAGGUGGCCAUAAUUAGCUUUAUAUGCCUUGUGUCUGGAGAGCAGAGACGUGAUUUAACUUGUACGUUGCUGUCCCUGUGAGCUUCUUUUAAUAUGGUGUUGUGACGUCUGUGACCUUUUUGUGUCCUGUUUCCAAGUGUAUU